Oryza sativa Japonica Group (Japanese rice) is the source of this 2231-nucleotide messenger RNA. Its product is annotated as pentatricopeptide repeat-containing protein At1g33350. Lineage: Eukaryota; Viridiplantae; Streptophyta; Magnoliopsida; Poales; Poaceae. The record is from RefSeq and is a predicted model, not a curated record. Gene Ontology annotation, molecular function: protein binding.
CCGCCGCAGAUACCCGACCGAAGAACCAACCGGUCGCCUCCCCUCACCUGCCCAGCUGCCCUUGCCCCGCCCAAAUUCCAAACCGAGCUCACCAGCGCCGGCGCCGGCGCCGGCACCGCGGCACGCCGUGCCCUUGCUCCCCAAUGUCCCAUCUCCAGCACCUCGCCGCCGGCGAACUCGUCACCGCACUCCGCGGAGCCUCCUGCCCUUCAUCAGCCCUCCGUCUCUACUCCCUCAUCCGCAUCCACGCCCGCCCCUCCGAUCCCGCCCUUUUCGCCUGGCGCCCCGCCGUCCUCGCGCUCAAGCCCCUCUCGGCAGCCGCCUCCCUCCCUCUCCUCUCCCACUUCCACGCCCACCUCAUCAGGUCCAACCUCCUCGCCUACCCUCACGUCGCCUCCUCCCUCCUACGCGGUUACUCACUCCUCUCACCCGAACACGCCCACCACCUGUUCGAUCAAAUACCACCCUCCACCUGCAACCUGGUCGUCGUCAACGUCAUGCUCGGGUCCCUCUGCCGAUCCUCCGAUCUAGCUUCCGCGCGAGCCUUCUUUGAUGGCAUCCCUGACAAGGACGUGGUUUCUUGGUCAACCAUGCUUGCCUGUUAUUUCUCCCACAGUCGCGUAGCCGAAGGCCUUGCUUUCUUCCGCACAAUGACAUUUACCACUCAGCUUGCUGCAGAUUAUGUGAUGCUCGUCACCGUUCUCACGGGUUGUGCAUCAGCUGGCUUGCUGCCAGUGUCCUGCAGGGCCAUUCAUGGAUAUAUUGUCCGGCGCGGAAUCACCUUCACCAUGCACCUUGGCACGGCUUUGAUUGAUUGCUAUGCCAAGGCUGGCCGCCUUGAUUAUGCAUCCCGUGUGUUUUGCCGAGUCCCUUUGAGGAAUGUGAUGCACUGGACCGCAAUGAUUUGUGGGUCGGCAGCGCAUCUUGGCAGCGAAAAGGCCAUCCAGCUGUUUGAGGAGAUGUGUCGGAGUGGAGUGCAACCAAAUGAGAUGACAUUCACAGCUGUUCUCAGUGCAUGCGGGCAAGCUGGACUGGUGGAUCAAGGGAGGAGGUUCUUUAAACUUAUGGUUGACACAUAUGGCUUUGAGCCGACUAUACAUCACUAUGGCUGCAUUGUUGAUCUCUAUGCAAAGGCUGGGAAACUGGAGGAUGCUUAUGAGGUUAUCAAGACCAUGAGAAUGGAGCCAAAUAUCAUCAUUUGGACUUCAUUGUUAGCAGCAUGCAAGAAGUUCAAAAAUUUUUACAUUGCAGUGGAGGGAAUAGAGAAAGUCUUGUCAAUGGAGAUAUCAGAAGAAAAUGGUGGAUUAUAUGCACUGAUUUCUGACCUUUAUGCUAUGGGUGGACAGUGGGAAGAUGUGCUAAGGGUUAGGAGUUUGAUGGAGGAACGUAAUGUGUGGAAGAUCAGAGGGUCAAGCUCCAUCAAGGUGGGCGAACCCCAGGACUUUACUUUUCCUGCAGUCAGUUGAUUUUUCAUAUGGUUUCCACAACCUGGAAGUUUUGGGACAGAAUGGAAGGACACAGCCUCUUUUGAUUGGCUUCACUGCUGAAGUAUUCAGAGGAUAACUUUACAUGCUACUUGGUGAAAUCUGUUUGGGGGCAUCAGUGGAAUGAAUACAAGUUUUUACCCGAUCUUUUUUCACUGCUGCGUUGAGUAUUUGAGAUAAUCGAUGAUAUUUGGAUAUGGUUGAUCAGGAUGAUAAACUGGCAUAUUAGAAGAUCAUCUGUUUGAUGCAUGGAGAUUACUCAGGUGCAUAUGAAUAUAUGAUCAAUUGAUGCUUCAAACAAACUAAUGAGGGAUAACAAAGGAUAUCUCUGAGUAAUGGUUUUCAUGACUUCUUCCUAGCUGAUUUGGCUUUCCAGACACAACCGAAGACAGCUCAACAAUUGAGUUUCAGCUCCUUACUUUCAUUAAAACUCUACAGUUGAUCAAUUAUCCAGUCUGUUUUGUCGCUAACAGUUUACAAGUCCUGCAUCUUCAAUAAAUUCUGCAAGCUUGUAUCCAGGUGACAUUUUUCGUAGAUUGCAGUUUUUACAUGUUAUACGGCAAAAAAAAAUAUUCCUGUUGUGCUCAUUGGAAAUUCUUUUAGGAUCAAUGUCCUGGAGUUGCUGUACAUUGCUAUAUCACUUGUAUUUGAGUGGAUAAACUGUUGGCUAAUGUAAAAAAAAAAGCCUUCUGUGAAAACAAAUUGAUGGAAAUCAUGAAACUGUUCUGUGUUGCAAUGCUUGCAGUA